ACGUAUAAUUGGUCUGUUAGCAGAUUUCUAUUUUAGUUUUGACUGACUGGUGAACCAAUCAUGAAUGGGACAGAAGGUCCAAACUUUUAUGUGCCAAUGUCCAACAUGACCGGUAUAGUCCGCAGUCCGUUUGAGGAGCCGCAGUACUACCUAGCAGAGCCGUGGAAGUACUCUCUCUUGGCUGCAUACAUGCUCUUCCUUAGUAUCACUUCAUUUCCUGUUAACUUCCUGACACUUUAUGUCACUGUUCAGCACAAAAAACUUCGCACACCUCUCAACUACAUCCUGCUCAAUCUCGCUGUGGCCGAUUUGUUCAUGGUGGUUGGAGGUUUUACUGUGACCCUCUACACUGCCUUGCAUGGAUAUUUUGUCCUGGGAGUGACAGGAUGUAACAUUGAGGGCUUCUUCGCCACCCUGGGUGGUGAGAUAGCGCUGUGGUCUCUAGUAGUUCUGGCUAUUGAGAGAUAUAUUGUGGUGUGUAAGCCAAUGACAACCUUCCGAUUUAUGGAGAAACAUGCAAUCAUGGGUGUAGGCUUCACCUGGGUCAUGGCCCUCACCUGUGCUGUGCCGCCCCUGUUGGGGUGGUCCAGGUAUAUCCCAGAAGGUAUGCAAUGUUCUUGUGGAAUAGAUUACUACACACCAAAACCUGAGUUCAACAACACCUCAUUUGUCAUCUAUAUGUUCAUCCUUCAUUUCUCCAUUCCACUUCUAAUCAUCUUCUUCUGCUACAGUCGUCUUCUCUGCACCGUUCGUGCGGCUGCGGCUCAACAGCAAGAAUCCGAGACGACCCAGAGGGCAGAGCGGGAAGUGACGCGCAUGGUGGUUGUCAUGGUGAUUGCAUUCUUAGUCUGUUGGGUACCGUAUGCCAGUGUGGCCUGGUAUAUAUUCGCUAAUCAAGGUGCAGAAUUUGGCCCCGUCUUUAUGACAAUUCCAGCGUUCUUCGCUAAGAGUGCCGCACUCUACAACCCUGUCAUCUACAUAAUUCUCAACAGACAGUUUAGGAACUGCAUGCUUACCACAGUCUGCUGUGGUAAGAACCCUUUCGGUGAAGAGGAGACCAGCGCAGCUGUCUCCAGUAAGACUCAAUCAUCAGUGGUCUCAUCCAGUCAAGUGGCUCCUGCCUGACCAACAGCACCCCCAACUUCGCAGUUAGACUGUGACAAACCACGCAGAGAUCUGGGCCUAAAGUGUCCCCCUAAAUACACCUGGCUACAAUUUAUUUUUGAAAUAAUUUUGUUUUUUAUAUUUUGUUGAUCUUUACACUCUCAGAACAAAGGUACCAAAGCUGUCAUGGGACAGCACCCUUUCAAAAAAGUACACCCUUUUACCCCAAGAGUGCAUAUUAGUACCUAUGGGAAAAUAUAAAAGAUACAUAUUGGGACCUAAAAGGCACAUAUUUGUACCUUAAUGUUAGUACCCUUUUAAAGGGUUCUGCCCCAGUGCCAGCUUUUUACCUUUAUUUUUGACAGUGUAGAGUUUGUCCAAUCAAUUUAUAUCCUGUAAAAAUGUGACACAGUAAAUCAAUUAAGGAAAACUAAACCUUUUCAGGAUUUUCUUGGAGUUAAAAGUAUUUUAUUUGUUUAGCCUUUACAGAAUCACAAUUUAUAAUACUGAAGAUGUUAAAUGUACACACAGCUACCAUGUGAUUUUGCAGAGAUUCAGUCAAUACAGUCAUUUCUUUGUAACAAUUAUUGAUUUAUUUAAAUGAGAAAUUGUUAGAAUGUCAGUGCAGUAGACACGAAACCACAAGAUACAUCCAUUCUGCCCAAACCUGUAAUGUUAACAGGUUAACUGUUAAUGUAUAGAUGUCAGUAAAUGUUAUCAGUAGAGGAGUUAUAAUUAUGUAAAUGUAUAAAAGCUUGAAUUUUCACAUCAUUUUAUAUUUUAUCGACAUCAU
Molecule: messenger RNA, 1897 nt
Organism: Paramisgurnus dabryanus
Lineage: Eukaryota; Metazoa; Chordata; Actinopteri; Cypriniformes; Cobitidae
Gene: exorh
Product: extra-ocular rhodopsin
Biological process (GO): visual perception; G protein-coupled receptor signaling pathway; phototransduction
Cellular component (GO): membrane
Molecular function (GO): G protein-coupled receptor activity
Source: RefSeq, a predicted model, not a curated record